AGCGUCUCCAGAGGGCUUCGGCUCGCGCGCUGCUCGUCACUCGUCUCGACGCUCUUGAAUCGCGCGCACCUACCGGUUUCGUUCGUAACUAUCUCUCGCACAUUUCAGCGCGUUUUCCUAAAACAUUUCAGGAAUAAUUCAAACAUUGUUGUGGCGUUAAAGAUAUUAAAAGAAAAUCAAAAAAAUUAAAAUAACCAAAUUUCAGUUUUAAAGUGAUUUGUGUUCUUUUUUUUUUUUAAAUUUACUGAAAGUUUCUUUUUGGAUUUAGAAAUUUUGAAUGGUACGAGUCCACGUGGAUUAAACUGUCAGAGUUGAUGAGAAGGAUAUGGUACGAUCGGUUGGGAUUCUCGGAAACCACUGGAAUUGGGAUGGUUUGUGAGUUACAUUAUUCUCACAAUUAGUACCCGUUGGUUUCAAGGAAAUUGUAUUCGAAAGUAAACGGAAAAUGCAGUUCGGAGUCAUAUCGUUCUUGAUGUUUCUAUCUUUUUUGACGUCUCCAUCAUCAUCAGCUUUAGAUGAUAAUUAUACACUUCCAGAAAUUCAACAGGAUUUGACCAUAACAGCAGAAGAUGAUUCUGAACAGGAACUGUCAUCUCAACUUCACGACGUUGACUCCAGAGGAGCCGGGGGCGGUUGGUCUGCGUGGUCUGAGUGGUCGCCCUGUUCCAGGUCGUGCGAUGGAGGCGUAGCCCACCAGCUGAGGAGGUGCCAGAAGGGCGGCUGUAGAGGCGAUAGAGUGCGCUAUAAAAUCUGCAAUAUGCAGCCUUGUCCUGAAGCAAGAGAUUUUAGAGAAGAUCAAUGCGCAGCGUUUAAUGGGCAAUUAUACGAAGGAAUCUCUUACACGUGGUUCGCCCAUUACGACGAUUUAAACCCAUGCGUUCUCGCUUGUAAAGGAAGGUCCUUCUCCGAAGAAAACGAUCAAAGUGACGACGUUGUGGUGGUUGCUAGAUUAGGAGAAAAAGUUCAUGAUGGUACUAGAUGUCGUCCGGGCAGUUUGGACAUGUGUAUUGACGGGAAAUGCCAAAGAGUUGGUUGUGACCUGCGAAUAGGUUCUACUUUACAGGUCGAUGCGUGCGGUGUUUGCGGUGGCGAUGGUUCCAGCUGUUCAAGACCUCUCUACCAUUGGACUUUAGCGUCCAUGUCACUUUGUUCAGCGACUUGUGGCGUCGGCUAUAAGAUGUCAAGACCAGUUUGCCAGAAUGUCGUAACCGGCGAGGAAGUUGAGGAACAGCUUUGUAACGAGUCUCAAAGGCCCGAUAAUACAGUAAUCGAAUGUAAUAUGCAUACGUGCCCACCAAAAUGGCAUGCUGGUGAUUGGGGCCCUUGUUCGGCAAGUUGCGGGGGUGGUUCAAAACUGCGUCAGGUUCACUGUACGGAAGAGACGAACAGCACGAAAAUCAAGAUUGAAGACGAAAAAUGUUCAGGAUACAAACCUAGGUAUCAAGAAUCAUGUAAUCAAAUGGAUUGUCCCAAAUGGCAUUCAUCAUCAUGGUCUGGAUGUUCGGUGUCUUGUGGGGAAGGUAUGCAAGUAAGGGUGGUGGAGUGUCGUGACCACAAUGACCAGCCAAGCGUUUUAUGUCCUUCCCACCUAAAACCGACCACCACAAAACCGUGUGCGACGGGAAUUCAAUGUCCGUACUCCGUCGACGAGCACAGCGAAGAAUUAAUGCCCGGACUGUACCAUACUCAACCCUUAAUACAACCGUAUCCGCCAUCAGGUCCAGCAAUAGCGGAACGAUUAAUCGGCGAACCGGUGGUCCCGUCAGAGAGCACAUUUAUAGCGGAUGAAUGGGGGCCGUGCAGUGUAACGUGCGGGGAGGGUAUAAGAAAAAGACAGGUGCACUGCAAAAUAUUCUUAGAGUUUUCACGUACCAUAGCUAAAUUACCAGAUAAUAAAUGUAGCGGUGAGAAACCAGCUGAAACCGGAAGCUGCUUUCUCGAACCCUGCUCAUCCGAACGUUUAGAUAUUAAGGAUGAUCCUUACCGACAAGACACAAAUCAGAACAUCAAGGUCGGAGGUGGUAGCCCUCGCAGUACGUAUUCUUGGAGGGAACAAGGAUACACUCAUUGCAGUGCUACUUGUUUAGGUGGCGUCCAAGAGCUGAUUGUGAAUUGCGUGCGCGAUGACACGCAAAAGGUCACCUCCCCGUACCUUUGCCCCCGCGAAACCAAACCGGAAAUCUUGAUCAGAACCUGUAAUGACUACCCGUGCCCGCCGAGAUGGAAUUAUUCCGAUUUCUCACAGUGCACGCAGUCCUGCGGGAUUGGGAUACAAACAAGGGAGGUCAACUGCAUACACGAAGUGACGCAAGGUGGUGGUAACACCGUCGUUGUUCCCAACAACAUGUGCCCUCAACCACCGCCCCCGGAUAGACAAUACUGUAACGUACUCGACUGUCCUGUUAAGUGGAUCGUAACCGAAUGGUCCAAAUGCUCGAGGGCCUGCGGAACCGGCGAAAAGACACGUAAAGUCGAGUGUAAACAAGUUAUGGCGCAAAAUCAUACGGUAGAUAGACCAAUUUCUAUGUGUCCAAGUCCUAGACCUUCCGAGAAAAAGCCAUGUAACACUAAAAGUUGCGUAUUAGAAUCUGAUAAACCGCAUAUUGACGUUUCAAAUUCGACUUACAUUCAACAUAGCGUUAAAAAGAAAAAGGUAUUUCUCAAAAUUGGCGGUGCUGCAACCGUCUUCUACGGAACCGUUGUUAAAAUCAAAUGCCCCGUUAAGCGAUUUAAUCGGACAAAAAUUGCUUGGACUAAAAACGGAAGGAUGUUACCCAAAACCAAGAAAUUUCGCGUAUCGAAAAAAGGAGCUUUAAGGAUUCAAAAUGUUGCUUACGCUGAUAAAGGAACGUAUACUUGCGCGGCUGGAAAAUCGGCAGCUAAUUUAACGUUAACCGUUAGAGCUAAACCGGGGGAGUUUAUGAAUUCUGAAGAAAUAUCGAAACAAAAAAGUGAUACUAUUUAUGAUUCCCCCGACAUACAACCUAGAAGAGAUGAUGAUAGGGUAAAUCCUAUGUUGAAUAACGAUGAUCACUCGCACGAACAAAGACCGGAUAAUAUUAAAAAACCGAAAAGUAAGGUUUUUACUCCUACUUCACCGUCAUUAAAAGCAGAUUCAAAUAGCUUAAGCGGUUGGGCAGCGGGAAGUACUGUUGAUUCAAAACGAGAUCAGAGUAAACUUUCGGCAUCUCAACUGCCCUCUUCGUCUGACUCACUCAGACCAGAAGGCUCUACUAGUUCAGCCUCCAGGGCAUUACCAUAUUUUCAACAACUUAUUUCAAAUUUACAGGGCUUAUGGCCUUUUCAGGCAUAUUCAAGAGGUCACCGCACAAUUUCCUUCCCAGAGGAGUUAAUUAACACUAAAGAUUCCGCUCCGAUUAUCCUAGGAAGAGGACCACCAGAAAAUCUUAAAUUCGAUUGGGUAAUGACUGAAUGGUCUAAAUGUUCAGAAUCAUGCGGGGAUGGAUUCCAAACGCGACAAAUCCACUGUUUAGUUCGUCUACAUAACAACACGCAACGUGUGGACGAUAACAUGUGCGAAGAUGCAGGGUUGGAACUUCCGGUUACAGUCAGAAAGUGCGGGAUUGAAGAGUGUCCGAAAUGGGUGGUUGACGAAUGGUCCACGUGUUCUAAAUCGAAGUGUUAUGCGUUACAUACAGCUUUGCAAAGGCGAGGAGUGAAAUGUCAUCUUUAUAACACCUCGGUUGCUGCUGUUAAAUGUAAGGAUUUCGAGAAACCUGUUGAUUUGCAGGAGUGCGAAAAUGUAAAAUGUAUAGGAAAGUGGAAGAUGGGAUCUUGGUCAAAGUGUAACGCACCUUGUGGUGCAGAAGGAGUAAAAUACAGAAUCCUCCAGUGUGUUUGGUACGGAACCAAAAAACCGGCCGGAACAGCUUGUAGAGAUCUCCAUCGACCACCUGUUACUAAAUCUUGUAAGGGACCUCCAUGUUUAGAAGUAUAGCUAGUCAAUGGAUAAAUUUUUAUCAAUUUAAAAGAAUCCCUUUGCACAGAUAAGUCGAUGUUUUGUUCAAAUGUAAGGAUGAUGAACUUGUGCACUUCUUCGACUUAUAAAACGACGUGUUGCAAAUCUUGCGCUUCAGUGGAAUAAAAGCGUUGAUAAGAAGAUAAAAAAUUUGUUAAUAAAAAUAAGGACAAAAUAUAAACGUUUAUUUCAUCGGCCACAAAACGGUACCUAGCCAAGAGAUAUAAUGCGAUAACAAAACCAAAACGAUGAUGAUUCUAUAAAUUAUUAAAGUUAAACAAAAAUAUAUAUUAUACAUAAGAAGUCUAUUUCCGUGUAAAGUUUAAAGAAAUUAAUUAAAAAAUGGGAAAACGCACGUGUAUAAAAUAAGUGCUGCGUUAGCAAUACUUAAUGAUUUAAAAUCAUUUCUUUUAUUUUUUGAUUGAUUCUUUUAAUCGGCUUGUACAGCUGGUCUGUAUAUAAUUAACUAAGGGGAACGUAAUUAUUGUCUAAGACUGAUGGUUUUUUUUCCUACGUUUGUCACUCGCUUGUUUUUAAAUGAUUAAUAAAGAAACCGAAUGGGUAUGCAAAAAAAAUUAAAUAAAAGCGAGAUUAGUUAAGAUACAUUCCAGGAGAGAUGGAGAAAAACGUAUUCUAUAGGAAACGUUGGUUGAUAGCUUUAUUAGGUUUAUUGUAAAGAAAGAAAAUAAGUUAUAGUUAAAGAUGGAUUUAAAGUUGACUGUUUAUAGUGUAAUAAUAAAAAUUAAAUUAAAAAAAAAUAAAAUAAUAAAUCCAAAAAAUGUAUAAAAACGUUUAUUUUAACUUCUUUUGUAAAACGUUAAAGUUUUUGAAUCGCUUUAAAGAAACAAAUCCCUACACAACUGCCAAACGUAUAUCAUCAACUUUCUAACUUUAUCGUUUUACAAAAUAAAAUCAAAUUUUACAUAUAAUUUAGAGUUAUUGUAAUUAUUUAAUGAUUAGAUUUAGGUGGACACUAAUUUAUGUAUAUGUAUCCUUUUUAUAUCUUAAGUUACCACUAUAUGUAUAUUUUAUACUGUUGGGCUUAUGUAUUUUAUUAAUGAGCUACGUAUGUAAUAUUGUUUUGUGUUGAUUAUUUAUUAAACUCUAUAAUUUA
Molecule: messenger RNA, 5093 nt
Organism: Onthophagus taurus
Lineage: Eukaryota; Metazoa; Arthropoda; Insecta; Coleoptera; Scarabaeidae
Gene: nolo
Product: ADAMTS-like no long nerve cord
Biological process (GO): extracellular matrix organization; proteolysis
Cellular component (GO): extracellular matrix
Molecular function (GO): metalloendopeptidase activity
Source: RefSeq, a predicted model, not a curated record